AAGCGAUUGGGGAUGCUGCGCUGCGUCCCGUAUAUGCGGAAGUCAAGAAGUGUCGUUGUUUCGAAGAAAUUUGAGUCUGUCUGACUGCGGGUUGCGUUCAUACACAUGGCAAUGAUGUAUAAGAUGAAGAGGACUCGCAUACUAGGUCUCUUGUUGUAUCGUCCAACUCACAUUCUUUUCUUGCAUUCAGCAGCCCGGCCUGUCAUUCGUUUGAUUCAAUUCCAUUGUCUCGUCCACUCUUUUCCAUUACACUCGUUACCAACAUCCAUUCAUCGCUCACCGUGAAAAUGCAUUUCCAAACCGCCGCCCUCGCCCUCAUCGCCAGCUCCCUGCCCGGAGUAUCAGCGCACUACUUCUUCGACAAGCUCGUCGUCAACGGCGAAGCGUCAUCCACCUAUGUCCGCGCCAACACCCGAGCCGAGAAAUACAUGCCAACCAAAUUCAUCAACACCUUCGACAACCUAACACCCCUAAGCACCGACUUCCGCUGCAACCUCGGCGCGACGAACAAAGCUGCGCAGGACACUGCGAAUGUGAAGGCCGGUGACUCGCUGGCCAUGGUGUUGGGCGUUGGUGCGACGAUGAAGCAUCCUGGCCCCGCGCAGGUGUACAUGUCGAAAGCGCCCAGCACUGUGGCUGCGUACGAGGGAGAUGGAGAGUGGUUUAAGAUUCACCAAGAGACGAUUUGUAACCCGGACGGGGAUAUUAGGACUGAUGCGUGGUGUACUUGGGAUAAAGACCGCGUGUCAUUCGAAAUUCCUGCUGGGAUUGAGGAUGGCGAGUAUCUUGUUCGUACUGAGCAUAUUGGUCUUCACGGCGCUCAUGCCGGCGAAGCGGAGUUCUACUACGCCUGCGCCCAAGUCAGCGUUUCCGGUGGCGGAAGCCUGGUUCCUAAGGAUACGGUCAAGAUUCCAGGCGUGUACGCUCAGAGCGAUCCGGAGGUCAACUUCAGCAUCUGGGGUACUAAUAAAGCAUAUCCCGAACAAGGUCCUGGGCCUGUGGUGUUCUCUGGUAGCCUUGCUCCUGAUACGACUCCUACGAACGAGAACACUCCUUCUAGCACUCCUACUAGUGAGAGCACUCCUUCUAGCACUCCCACCAGCACUCCUACCGGCGAGACCGCUCCAAUCAACGAGAGCACUCCCACCACUCCUACCAACGGACAGCACUCCUGCCGCGCGCCUACCCGCCGUCACGCUCGCGACAUGAAGGUCUAAAACCCGGGACCAAGCUCGUCAUUCCAGUAUCCGUUUGCCCAGAAUUCUCUCGGGCAAUUACCGACGCCGACCAUGUGGAUACAGCGUUUGCUUUUCUGCGGUUGGGUUGCGAGAUGCUCCUCUUUUCCUGUAUAUAUUUGGCUGGGCCAGAAUUAGUUACUUUACUUUCUG
This is a messenger RNA of Aaosphaeria arxii CBS 175.79, 1388 nucleotides long. Its product is annotated as lytic polysaccharide monooxygenase. Lineage: Eukaryota; Fungi; Ascomycota; Dothideomycetes; Pleosporales. The coding region runs from base 288 to 1217 and encodes 309 amino acids. The transcript has 2 exons. The record is from RefSeq and is a predicted model, not a curated record.